Molecule: messenger RNA, 561 nt
Organism: Aegilops tauschii subsp. strangulata
Lineage: Eukaryota; Viridiplantae; Streptophyta; Magnoliopsida; Poales; Poaceae
Source: RefSeq, a predicted model, not a curated record
AUGUCGCUGCUUCUGUUGACACCUGUCGCGCCGCUGCAGCCUGUGCACGCGCACCCGUGCGUGGCCUUGCUGCCGCCAGCCAUGCCCUCGCUUGCGCUCAACCGCUGCCCCGCUCGCCGCCCACGCCGACCACCUCCUACGGCCGCGCCCUGGCUACUCCAGCGCUCGCGCCUUCCCUACCCUUGCUGUCCGCCACCGCCGCCCGUCGCCGCGCCCGCGACCCCCUGGACGCGCACCUGCCUCAUUGUCGUGCCCCGCCUGCUGGUCGUCGCUCCGCUCGGCACCGGCAUCCGCCCCUUGGCCGUGCGCCGCUGCUACGCGCGCACAUCCGUGCUUGGCCGCGCCCCGGCUCGCCAGUGCGCUCCCAUGCCCCACCGCACGCCCCUGCUCCCCUCGCCCGGCCUCAGUCGCCGCUGCCGGCCCGGCGCCCCACUCGCUGUUGCGCUUGCCGCAGCUGCCGGCAUCCCGGCGCCAUUCACUGGCGUAGGUGGGCGCCCAAACGGGCGGAUGCCCGCAGCGCCCGACCCGCUCGGGCUGUGCCCCCCAACCGGCGCUCGUUAA